Molecule: messenger RNA, 351 nt
Organism: Oppiella nova
Lineage: Eukaryota; Metazoa; Arthropoda; Arachnida; Sarcoptiformes; Oppiidae
Source: the annotation of a GenBank genome assembly
AUAAUCGGUUGUCUUUGGGUGCGUUUGGCCGGCGUUUCGGGCGCUCUGGCCGUCGCUCUCGGCGCUUAUGGCGCGCACGUCGUCGCCGAAAGUAAGACUCUUUCGCCGAAACUCAAAGACGUCUUCGAGAGAGCGAAUAAAUACCAUUUACUACACUCUCUCGCGCUGCUGGCCGUUCCGCUCACGGCUCACCCCUCGCUGUCCGGAAGCCUCCUAUUCAUAGGAAUGACGGUCUUCUGCGGCACGUGUUAUGCGCACGUCUUCAGCGGCGGCAACAAAGCGGUCAUCCGUUUCACGCCAAUGGGAGGCCUCACUCUCAUCAUGGGAUGGCUUUCCAUGGCUUACGCCUGA